AGUCUAGAGCAGCACUAGCGCAGAGUGAGACUCAUCAGCUGGCAAGCGGGGCUCGGUGUCUCUGGGUUCCGGAAUCCUUGGCCAGUAGAAGGGACUCACUCCUCAGCCCCAUCACUGUGCCUGCCUCUACCGAGAGAGGACCGAUGGAGGGAGGUCCGUGGCUAACGGCUUCUGAGCCGGUCCAUGCAGGCCCAUCACCCUGACCCCUCCUGCCUUGGUUUCUGCCUUGUCUCUGUCUUUGGCUAGCUGGGGGAGGGGGUAGAGUCCGGGUGAGCAACAUGGCCCAGAGCAAGAGGCACAUGUACAAUCGGACGCCGAGUGGCAGCAGGAUGAGCACGGAGGCAAGUGCCCGGCCCCUGCGGGUGGGCUCCCGUGUGGAGGUGAUUGGGAAGGGCCACCGUGGUACUGUGGCCUAUGUUGGAGCCACACUCUUUGCCACUGGCAAAUGGGUGGGUGUGAUCCUGGAUGAAGCAAAAGGCAAGAACGAUGGCACCGUUCAGGGAAGAAAGUAUUUCACGUGUGAUGAAGGCCACGGCAUCUUUGUACGCCAAUCCCAGAUCCAAGUAUUUGAAGAUGGAGCAGAUACUACUUCCCCAGAGACUCCUGAUUCUUCUGCUUCAAAGGUCCCCAAGAGAGAGGGAGCUGAUGCAGCUGCAAAGACCAGCAAACUGCGGGGACUGAAGCCUAAGAAGGCACCGACAGCCCGAAAGACCACAACUCGACGGCCCAAGCCUACUCGCCCAGCCAGUACUGGGGUGGCUGGGCCCAGUAGCUCCCUUGGCCCCUCUGGAUCAGCAUCAGCCGGUGAACUGAGCAGCAGUGAGCCCAGCACCCCAGCUCAGACGCCGCUGGCAGCACCCAUCAUCCCCACACCGGCCCUCACCUCUCCUGGAGCAGCACCCCCACUUCCUUCUCCCUCUAAGGAAGAGGAAGGGCUGAGGGCCCAGGUACGGGACCUGGAGGAGAAGCUGGAGACUCUGCGUCUAAAACGCUCAGAAGACAAAGCAAAGCUGAAAGAGCUGGAGAAGCACAAGAUCCAGCUGGAGCAGGUGCAAGAAUGGAAGAGCAAAAUGCAGGAGCAGCAGGCAGACCUGCAACGGCGCCUCAAGGAGGCGCGGAAGGAAGCCAAGGAGGCGCUAGAGGCCAAGGAGCGCUACAUGGAGGAGAUGGCGGACACAGCCGACGCCAUCGAGAUGGCCACUCUGGACAAGGAGAUGGCCGAAGAGCGCGCUGAGUCUCUGCAGCAGGAGGUGGAGGCACUGAAGGAACGUGUCGAUGAGCUCACCACAGACCUGGAGAUCCUCAAGGCUGAGAUUGAAGAGAAAGGCUCUGAUGGGGCCGCAUCAAGCUACCAGCUCAAGCAGCUAGAGGAGCAGAACGCCCGCCUGAAGGAUGCCCUGGUGAGGAUGCGAGAUCUCUCUUCCUCGGAGAAGCAGGAGCAUGUGAAGCUCCAGAAGCUCAUGGAAAAGAAGAACCAGGAGCUGGAGGUUGUGAGGCAGCAGCGUGAGCGUCUUCAGGAGGAGCUGAGCCAGGCAGAGAGCACCGUCGAUGAGCUCAAAGAGCAGGUGGAUGCUGCUCUGGGAGCCGAGGAGAUGGUGGAGAUGCUGACUGACCGGAAUCUGAAUCUGGAGGAGAAAGUGCGGGAAUUACGGGAGACUGUGGGGGACUUGGAAGCCAUGAAUGAGAUGAAUGACGAGUUACAGGAGAAUGCACGUGAGACAGAGUUGGAGCUGCGUGAGCAGCUGGACAUGGCAGGCGCCCGCGUGAGGGAGGCCCAGAAGCGAGUGGAAGCUGCCCAGGAGACAGUUGCCGACUAUCAGCAGACCAUCAAGAAGUACCGCCAGUUGACUGCUCACCUGCAGGAUGUCAAUCGGGAGCUGACAAACCAACAGGAAGCAUCUGUGGAGAGACAGCAGCAGCCACCGCCAGAGACGUUUGAUUUCAAAAUCAAGUUUGCUGAGACCAAGGCCCAUGCCAAGGCAAUUGAGAUGGAGUUGAGACAGAUGGAGGUUGCCCAGGCCAACCGGCACAUGUCCCUGCUGACAGCCUUUAUGCCUGACAGCUUCCUUCGGCCGGGUGGAGACCAUGACUGCGUCCUGGUCCUGCUGCUCAUGCCCCGACUCAUCUGCAAGGCAGAGCUCAUCCGGAAACAGGCCCAGGAGAAGUUUGACCUAAGUGAGAACUGUUCAGAGCGGCCUGGGCUGCGAGGAGCUGCUGGGGAGCAGCUGAGUUUUGCUGCUGGGCUGGUGUACUCACUGAGUCUGCUGCAGGCCACACUGCACCGCUAUGAGCAUGCCCUCUCUCAGUGCAGUGUGGACGUGUAUAAGAAAGUCGGUAGCCUGUACCCAGAGAUGAGUGCCCACGAGCGCUCCUUGGACUUCCUCAUUGAGCUGCUGCACAAGGAUCAGCUGGAUGAGACUGUCAACGUGGAGCCCCUCACCAAGGCCAUCAAGUAUUACCAGCAUCUGUACAGCAUCCACCUCGCUGAACAGCCCGAGGAUUCCACCAUGCAGCUGGCUGACCAUAUCAAGUUCACCCAGAGUGCCCUGGACUGUAUGAGCGUGGAGGUGGGGCGGCUGCGUGCCUUCUUGCAGGGUGGGCAGGAGGCAACAGAUAUUGCGCUUCUUCUCCGAGACCUGGAAACAUCAUGCAGUGACAUCCGUCAGUUCUGCAAGAAGAUCCGAAGGCGAAUGCCAGGGACGGACGCUCCUGGGAUCCCAGCAGCACUGGCCUUUGGCUCACAGGUAUCUGACACACUCCUCGACUGCAGGAAGCACUUGACAUGGGUGGUAGCUGUUCUGCAGGAGGUGGCAGCUGCAGCUGCCCAGCUUAUUGCCCCCUUGGCAGAGAACGAGGGGCUGCCUGUGGCUGCACUGGAGGAGCUGGCUUUCAAAGCAAGCGAGCAGAUCUAUGGGAGCCCCUCCAGCAGCCCCUACGAGUGUCUACGCCAGUCAUGCACCAUCCUCAUCAGCACAAUGAACAAGCUGGCCACAGCCAUGCAGGAAGGCGAGUAUGAUGCAGAGCGGCCCCCGAGCAAGCCUCCUCCGGUUGAACUUCGGGCUGCAGCCCUGCGUGCAGAGAUCACAGAUGCUGAAGGUCUGGGUCUGAAGCUUGAGGAUCGAGAGACAGUCAUCAAGGAGUUAAAGAAGUCACUUAAGAUCAAGGGAGAGGAGCUGAGUGAGGCCAACGUGCGGCUGAGCCUCCUGGAAAAGAAGCUGGACAGCGCUGCCAAGGACGCAGAUGAGCGGAUCGAGAAAGUUCAGACUCGGCUGGAGGAGACUCAGACCCUGCUGCGGAAGAAGGAGAAAGACUUUGAGGAGACGAUGGAUGCUCUCCAGGCUGACAUCGACCAGCUGGAGGCAGAGAAGGCAGAGCUCAAGCAGCGCCUGAACAGCCAGUCCAAGCGCACAAUUGAGGGGCUCCGGGGCCCCCCUCCGUCAGGCAUUGCUACCCUGGUCUCUGGCAUUGCUGGUGAGGAACAACAGCGAGGGGGCGCUCCUGGUCAGGCUCCAGGCGCCUUGCCAGGCCCAGGGCUGGUGAAAGACUCACCGCUGCUGCUUCAGCAGAUCUCUGCUAUGAGGUUACACAUCUCUCAGCUCCAGCAUGAGAACAGCAUCCUCAGAGGAGCCCAGAUGAAGGCGUCCUUGGCAGCUCUGCCCCCUCUGCAUGUUGCAAAGCUUUCCCUCCCACCCCAUGAGGGCCCUGGGGGUAACCUAGUGUCUGGGGCACUGUAUCGCAAGACCAGCCAGCUACUGGAGAAGCUAAACCAGCUGAGCACCCACACCCACGUGGUAGACAUCACUCGAAGCAGCCCAGCUGCCAAGAGCCCGUCAGCUCAGCUUAUGGAACAAGUGGCUCAGCUCAAAUCCCUGAGUGACACCAUUGAGAAGCUCAAGGAUGAGGUCCUCAAGGAGACAGUAACUCAGCGUCCUGGAGCUACUGUCCCCACCGACUUUGCCACCUUCCCUUCAUCUGCCUUCCUCAGGGCCAAGGAAGAGCAACAAGAUGACACAGUCUACAUGGGCAAAGUGACCUUUUCAUGUGCGGCAGGCCUAGGACAGCGACACCGCCUGGUGCUGACCCAGGAGCAGCUACACCAGCUUCACAGUCGCCUCAUCUCCUAAGCACUCCUUCCUGCCUUCCCUUUGGUGCAGCCCCCCUGGUACCACUGUCCAGUGCACGGCCACCUCAGCCACUCCCGGGUUGAACCACAUGCUAACCUCUUGAGUGGUUCAGCUUCACCUGGUCUGGUCAGGGUCCUGCUACUUGCGUAACCUGGGUUUGCCUGUCCACCCCUGGCCUCUUCCAUAUUUGCUGUUCAUCUGCUCCCUCUUUCCUGAGGGGCCUCAGGGCAUUGGAGGGGGCUGACACCCCUCCACUAAAGAUUGAGUGAGGUCUCCCUGACUGAGGACUUCACCCCUUGAUUAAAGCAACUUCUGCUUCACUG
Arvicanthis niloticus (Nile rat) is the source of this 4447-nucleotide messenger RNA. It is a transcript of the gene Dctn1, whose product is annotated as dynactin subunit 1. Gene Ontology annotation, biological process: establishment of mitotic spindle orientation; nuclear migration. Gene Ontology annotation, cellular component: spindle pole; microtubule associated complex; kinetochore. NCBI's taxonomy places the organism in Eukaryota, Metazoa, Chordata, Mammalia, Rodentia, Muridae. The record is from RefSeq and is a predicted model, not a curated record.